GAUUUCGCACUGUUGAUAAAUGAAUGAAUGUUUAACAUAAGCAAAGGAAGAACCUGGCACGCGUACAUUGAGCGAGAGUCCGUUCAACUGUGCACAACGUAUCCGAGGGUCUCCCACAAGAGCUCCAACUCAGAUAUCACUCGCGGAAACAAGAUAAAUCUUAUCGCUAUCUGACGCUUGUUCGAUUAACAGCAGCCAUAAAACAAGGUUGAUCGAUCGGGAACUCAAUCAAUUAGUGACUUCAAUUAUGUCACAGCUGUACGAACUGUCGGAGGUGGCCGAGCAGACUGGCAAGAAGGGGAAACCCUGCUGGAUCAUCAUCAAGGGCAACGUCUACGACGUGACCAAGUUCCUCAGCGAGCACCCAGGCGGGGAGGAUCUGCUGCUGGAGUACGGUGGCAAAGAUGCCAGCAAGGCCUUCCGACAGGCCGGACACUCGUCGGAUGCGGAGAAAGAAUUGAAGAACUUCAAAAUUGGUGAACUUCGAACGACUACGACGGCUCCCAUUCAAGUCCAGCCAACGUUGGACCAGGAUAAGCAGAAGAGGGUCAGCAGUCCAGCACCAACGGACGAUGCGCAGCCCAUGCAGAAGAGCUCUGGCUCGGGAUUCCUCUGCUGCUGCUAGGGGAUCAAUGGCGACGUACUACAGUGGCUAAAAGUCAUAUAAUUGAUUUAUUUAAAUAGUGUUAAUUAGUGUUAAUAACUUUAAGCUAGGAUACGACACUCAUCCCAUCCAUAAUCUAAGCCUAAGAGGAUCUAAGAACUCUGCUUACCUCGAUCAAAUAAAUUGCAAUUACUCAUCGGCCGCAGAUGUAACGAAAAA
Molecule: messenger RNA, 823 nt
Organism: Drosophila subobscura
Lineage: Eukaryota; Metazoa; Arthropoda; Insecta; Diptera; Drosophilidae
Product: cytochrome b5
Exons: 1
Coding region: 248-625 (125 amino acids)
Cellular component (GO): membrane; intracellular membrane-bounded organelle
Molecular function (GO): heme binding
Source: RefSeq, a predicted model, not a curated record